AUGGACGACGAGUCGCGACGAUCGAAUCGGGAGCUCUCUGUACUUGGAGAGGACCGAUGUGAAAACCGCGAUGUUCUCUUUAAACCGCUAAGGAAACAAGCUAUCGGUGCUCUCAAGCGAAAGAUGGAAGGGUUCGAGAAUCAAAUGGCAACAAUCCGCGCCAGACUUGAGGCAAGACGCGAAUUGACAUCUUCCGAGCGUACUGUUCACCUUCCUGUUGUGAAAUCCAGUCCAAAAAACACUGCGGCAACUACAGACCCUUCGUCGUCUACAGCUCGCAUGAAGUUCCCGCUACUACAACGUAUUGAAGGUACUCGCGUGGCAAACGCACCACCAAAAGAUCCGUUUCUCGAGGUGGAGAACGUGAUUCAUCGCACAGCCACGAGAGACAUUUACACUCGAGACGCAGAUACUGUGACCACCACGGAGUUAGCUGUUGCAUCUGCAACUAAAGAGGCGCAGCAAUUAAGCGAAGAAGCUCGGAAGCGGAUGGUAGCGUACUCACAAAAUGAAAAUGGCUGGCGGUUCGAGGAGCGCACGUCGAGGUAUCAAGAGGUGAUGAAUCUGAAGCAACAGGCUGAAAAAGCCCAGCAAGACGCAGACCGACAACGCGAAACAGCUCGACAGAUGAAGGCGUUGCUGCAAGAUCCGUACCGAGAACUACGAUCCACUCCUGUACCUAGAAACCUUUUGACGUUGUUGCCUUCGUCACCUUUCUGUACAAAGCAGCACGAAUGGAUAUGGGUCUUGGCUUCUCCGUCGACGAAGCUGACGUUCACACCUCGGAAUGAAACGACGGACACUGUGAUUAACAACGAAAAAGAACUCUCAAUGUUCGUUGUGUAUUAUAUUGCUGCGUCCGACGUCAAUACCAAACGUGUGGAGACUGAAGAGCAAUGGCAGCAUGCGUUGAAUAACGACAGUCCACCUACCACUGGCUGGAUAUGUUAUUCCGUGCAUGGCACACCUCCCGCUCCAGAGUUAACGUCAGUGAAGUCUGGAAUACAGACGUGGACGGUAACAGGAGCUGGUACUGGUCAUCUGAACGGAAAAUACGUCGCAAGUGGAGUUCACAAUCGAGUUCGGAAGUUCAAAUCAUCUGCAGGUGUGGAGCUCUUCCGGAAGUGCGUUCCGGUGGCUUCAUCCCUUGGGCAGACAUUAUACGGAGGCCAAUCAACACGACCUCAAUCAGCAAGGUCUAUGGAUAGCAUUACUAAGGAAGAGCACUGCACAAAGGAAGACAAGUCGAAGACGCACAUCUUGCCGAGUGGACUUGAAGCUAUCGAGAAGGACGAACUUGAUUUUAAGUCAAUGCAGCGAGUUGGAUCGUGGCUGAGUAUGAACGAAUCCAUUGAAAGAAACCGAAGAAUGUUGGCAACACGAGGCGCCGAUGACGAAUCCAACGUGAGAAUUGACGGUAGUAGCGUGAUGACUCAAGAAUCUCGAGUAGUUUCGGAUGACAGGGACCUGGUUGAGUCUCGACCUCAAGUGGAUGCACCUUUGUGUCGAGAAUGGGUGCUACUCUCACGGUGUUCUAGAAGAAAGAACAUGGCAACGAAUGAACCUGCCAAGAAAGGUAUCGGACUAGGAUGUUUACAGCGUCACUACUAUAUUUCAUUUGAGGAAAAACGAGAAAUGACCGUGUGGGUGCAGACCAAAGAGUCGUGGCUGGAGAAAAACGUGUUAGCAGUGAUCAUCGAGCGAGAAGCUCAGAUGGAACGCGUGCAUCAUCUGAGUCGCAAGUGUAUGAUUAAAUUCCAGCAAAACUUGCGAGCAGAAACGGAAAAAUCCAAGAUAAACCUCCUAGCAGAAUUGAACCGAGUCCGCUUUUUAACUGUUCGAGUUCUGGAAACUAUCGAUCGGUGGCGACAACACGCUCGGAAGAUUGGGUUUGCACGCUACGACAGCCAGCCAAGGAGGCAAAAUAACCCCACUACGACGUGUAGCGAGGCUCCAAGUCAACCAGAGACCGAGGCUCCACUGCUUGGAUGGUCAGCAUCUAUAACGUUAGACACGGGGAAGCAGCUAUAUAAGGGAACCAGUGCCUUCGUGUCGAAAGUUAAGCGGUUCCGUCGCAGUGAAGACAUCACUGGAAAACGUGAGCAACAUAUCGUGUACUUGGGAUAUUUCGAGACGCAAGAGGAAGCUGAACGUGCAUACGACGAACACGCGGCGUCGGAGGCUCGUCGACUGAACACCACAGUCGAACAUUUACCACACCGACGAAAUGUUUUCCGGUCAUGUGGCAAACAUUUUGCAGUGGAAAGUGAAAAGAACGGUCCGAGUUUCUGCAUCGAGUGCAAGACCAAACAACUGGCGUCGUUGUCUUCUGCUGCAGAUGAUUGGAUACCUCCGUUCUUCUACGGUACGGGGGUUAACUACAUCAUGAAGAUGGCAAACGAUCUGGAUUUUUUAGAUGAAGUCUUGCCACUUAAGACAGCGUUAAACAGUGGACGUGGUGGGGAUGACGACGCGUUUCCGAUGCACGGCAAUGUUUUCCUAUUACCCAAGACGCCCAUCCAGGAUCCAAAUCUCGCGGUGUUCACAACAUUCCCGACACCCACAGCUCCUCGUCUUGGUGCUACCGUCUCCGAUAUUAACGACAUCGAUGAAGAAGCUCUGGGUCGAGAUCGGAUUCUUAGGGCUCAGCAGAUUUUCUUGCAAGAGCUGCAGAUUUAUCAAUCAGAGAUGAUGGAUUCGAUUCCAAAACCCGGAGCUAGAGAUUCGUCGCUAACGACGUCUAAGCAAGAGUCUUCAGUCCCGCAGUAUCGACUGGUAGAAGCGUUAUAUUGGGAUCAUUGCGCUGCACUGAAGAUUCAGCAGGAGAGACCGCUACUAGCUUUGCGUCAGCCAAAUGUGUGGUGUCGUCCUGAUGCUGGCGAAUGGGCUGGCUUAGUGGUCCGAGGAACACAUCAACAACAUUUUUUGUUCGAAGAGAAGCUGGAGAAAUCCGGCAAAGAAAUGGUGCAAAAGCGACAACAAGUUCUAGCAGCUUUGCGCCAGCAGAACCAGGUUCCGCUUUAUUUUGUUCGCUCUCGUACACAUUUUACGGAGCUCAUUGCCGCAGGCCAACAGGUACGCGGAGAUGUGGUGCAACUGGAGGUCAACAAUGCUACCAAAAGACUGCGACGAUACGAUAUAUGGUGUACCAUGUCGCUGGUAGUACAGCGCUGGUUUCGAGGUGUUCUUGGCAGGCAGAGGGCACGAGCGACGAGGAGAGCGCUCCGCCUAGCAUGUAAAUUACGCGUAUUUUACUUCAACCAGGUGGCUGCCGUGGCAAACUCGUGUUAUGACACUGUACGCACAGCAGCGGUUCGUCGUGCGUACAAGAAAACCUGUACGCCAGUUUACUCGCGCGCAGUUGUGAUGGAUGGGGAGCCCGUGAUUGUAUCUUUCCACUCUCUUAGACAUUACCAGGUUGGCUACAACUUCGGUGGACGUGCUUCGACCACAAGGAAAUCCGUGUUGCCAUCCUCUUGUUGUACGAGCUGCGCGAGGAGAUUUCACGUUAAGGCGCAUUAUCAGGCUGGUGGAAACAAAUUUGCAGUAUAUCGUGGAGUUUGCACGUGUCAUUUGAACGGUGGGAGUAUCUUACCCGACGAAAUGAAGCGCGAGAGCUGGUUGAUUCGUGCGUACAGCUCGUCUCAUAACGUGAUUUAUCGACUCCGACUAGAAACAGCCCAGCUACAGCAGCUUUUGUCGUCACAAGCACUAUUCCCGUACUCUUCAUCACCUAGUUUUUGUCCACUUAUCCUGGACAUGGAGCUGAAACAACUAGAAGCAGCAACAGCCUCGCGCUACGCUACAUUUUGUGGUAAAAACGCAGAGACCGCAGCUACGAACCUUGCGAAUUGGAGACGAAUGAACAGUGAGGCGACGCAAAUACGAAAGUUUCUUUUAAUAACGCUGGAGAAAAGCUUAACGUUACUGGAUACUACCAAGCACGCUCACGUUGUUGCUGUAGGCAAUGCAAAGAAAGCGCUCGACUUUACGUCUCGUCCGUUCUCGGAAGCUCAAGCUUGGGAUCCACUCGAGAACGCCAACGAUUGGAGAUUUAUUGUUGAAAAACGACAGUUAACCAAACGGUUGGAAGACAUUUAUCAAGAAGUGGCGCGUCUUCGCGUCGCAUACUUCCAAGCCACAUACAACGAGCAAUACUCUCGAGCAGGAGCCGAUGAAGCGCAAGACCGAUUCAACCGUGUAUGGCUUCCUUUAGCAGAACGAGCAAAUCGAUGUAUGGAAGAAGCGCUUCUGUUAGAAACGUCGACUAGGACGCGCAUGGAAACUGUGAUGGAGCAGCUUUGCAGUCGCUUCUUGACGCUACGUGAUGGUUACUUGGCUCCAACUCGCCGAAAUCUCGUUAUCCAAAGUCCGUUAUGGAAUAAAUUGGCUCCGUUCCGGAUCGAUAUCCCUGGGCUUCGUCGAAGACUGAAUCACUUGCGAAGACGUACGUUAGUGCUAUCGAACUCAACGGAAGAGAAUACCAGAACUCGGCGUUUGGUAGUAACAGUCAGUAUGUCCCCAAUCGGUGAGCGAGGUAGCCAGGUUUCGCUCUCGACACGCGAUAUUUGGGUUACAGCAUACGAUCCCGUGGACUGUUCCGUGCAUAGUAUUUUUCUCGAAUGGGAACUCGUGCAGCUUCUGACUGGUUCAAGUGGGAGAAAAGAGUCGAGUCAAUCGAAGCGUAGCGCCUGGAAGUCGAUAGCGGAAAAGCUUUUAUCACUUGCUACGCUGGAUCGCUUUACUGGAGAGUUCACGCUGCUGAAACUAGAAUUUUACCAUACGUUACGUCAAUUGUCUCCGCAAUUUCUUUCCAGUCGAGUGAUGCGAGAUCUGCAACGAGGGCGUAAAUGUGGCCAAGGCGAUGAGAUUUUACGCCAAGCAGUGUCUGUCGAUGGGAGACUUUGUGUCGUGGUCGUGUAUGAAAACUGGGGAGAUCUAACCUUCGCCAUCUACCACUCAAAAAGUGGCGACUUCUUUCGGUUGGUUAUGUCUCUCAGCGAGGUAUUUGAUAUCCUAAGCAAGAAGCCUCUAAUGCUUCGGCUCUGGGUCUGUUGUGUCAAGUCGAAUUCCUACUCGUCAACACUUUUAGUUUAUCUGCUGAAGCACGUCAGAUUCUCCCAGCUCGAAGAUGGAUCUGAGGAUAUACGCAUAGAUCACGCACUCCCGGCACAACAGCGCUCGAAACGUUAUCAAACGGUUAUCCGGAUGCAAAAGCGACAGGUUCUUGUUAGUAUUGUUGAGGACAGCGCUGGAGAUUUCCAGAUUUCCGGAUACGAUAUGAGCAGUGAACUUACGUACAAACUUUUACUGGAGCGCGAAGCACUUCGUCGCGCUCUUAAAACCAGCUCUCUACCCGAUUUAUCGCAGUUAAAAGCCAAUCUCGCCACGUCUUCGUCUUCGCUGCUACUUCGUCGCAAUAGAACCUUACUCUACGAAUGGAUUUGUAGCCGUUUACGCUUCCAGAGUUUGCUGGAACAUCCUGAAAUGGUCACAUCUGGAACUUCCCCUUUACUGUUUGGUCUCCAUUUACGAGAAAGCUUCCGAAUUUUGAAUCGGUGGAUUGAAACUAGUCCUCGCAAUCCGAUUCGUGCCGUCCCUGAGGAUGAAAUAACCCGUAGAGCGUCUAUGAUUGACGUAGCUGUCUUUUCAAGUUUGCAAUUCGAUCAACUAACACUGAUGGCGGAUCCUCGUCUUCCCUUUCAGCUUGACAAUGAAUUUAUUGGAACGAUGGACUGGAUUGAAGCUGUUGCAGGAGCAUCGUCUUCUUCUCAAACAUGGAGAAAACAGCUUCCGUUUAUGCGAAUAGAUUUCUUCACAAAAGCACACAAGUUGUUCGGACGUGUACACACGGGCAGGAAUGGAGAAAGAGGAUCGCGACGCCCUUUGCCUUGA
Messenger RNA from Phytophthora infestans T30-4, 5895 nucleotides. RefSeq lists its product as uncharacterized. The record is from RefSeq and is a predicted model, not a curated record. Lineage: Eukaryota; Oomycota; Peronosporomycetes; Peronosporales; Peronosporaceae. Bases 1 to 5895 code for a protein of 1964 amino acids. The transcript is spliced from 2 exons. Gene Ontology annotation, molecular function: protein binding.